Molecule: messenger RNA, 529 nt
Organism: Drosophila melanogaster (fruit fly)
Lineage: Eukaryota; Metazoa; Arthropoda; Insecta; Diptera; Drosophilidae
Product: histone H3
Exons: 1
Coding region: 58-468 (136 amino acids)
Cellular component (GO): nucleosome; chromatin; polytene chromosome
Molecular function (GO): protein heterodimerization activity; structural constituent of chromatin; DNA binding
Source: RefSeq, marked reviewed
AUUGUGUUUUCAAACGUGAAGUAGUGAACGUGAACUUUAGUGAAACCCAAAUCGGAGAUGGCUCGUACCAAGCAAACUGCUCGCAAAUCGACUGGUGGAAAGGCGCCACGCAAACAACUGGCUACUAAGGCCGCUCGCAAGAGUGCUCCAGCCACCGGAGGUGUGAAGAAGCCCCACCGCUAUCGCCCUGGAACCGUGGCCUUGCGUGAAAUUCGUCGCUACCAAAAGAGCACCGAGCUUCUAAUCCGCAAGCUGCCUUUCCAGCGUCUGGUGCGUGAAAUCGCUCAGGACUUUAAGACGGACUUGCGAUUCCAGAGCUCGGCGGUUAUGGCUCUGCAGGAAGCUAGCGAAGCCUACCUGGUUGGUCUCUUCGAAGAUACCAACUUGUGUGCCAUUCAUGCCAAGCGUGUCACCAUAAUGCCCAAAGACAUCCAGUUAGCGCGACGCAUUCGCGGCGAGCGUGCUUAAGCUGACACGGCAUUAACUUGCAGAUAAAGCGCUAGCGUACUCUAUAAUCGGUCCUUUUCAG